AUGUCGAAGACCCCGACGUUCGAAGAGACCACCGGCUGCCAGAAAGCCCUAUUUGAAUGGGCCGACAGCUAUGACACCAAAGACUGGGAGCGACUGAGGGAAGCCGUCGCCCCAACGCUCAGAGUAAUGCCCCACCUGACCAAUCUAAGCGGCUCGAUUUUAACCCCAAGACAGAUUGACUACAGCUCCUUUCUCAAUAAGAUCUGGGAAGCCAUGCCGCGCGACGAGUUUAUCCUGAUGGCCUCGAACCCGCACUUCCUGGGCAAUCCGCUUCUCAAAACGCAGCAUUUUGUCGGGCUGAGCACGUGGGAGAAGGUGAGCGAGGACCAGAUUGUUGGUCAUCACCAACUCCGAGUGGCGCAUCAGCGGUAUACCGAUGAUGGGUUUAAGGAGGUGGCGGUCAAGGGCCAUGCACAUGGCACGGCCACAAUGUGGUAUGCGAAGGCCGAGGGGGAGUGGAAGUUUGCGGGUGUUGGUCCGAAAGUCAAUUGGACCGAGUACGAUUAUGAUAAGGUGUUUGCGGAUGGGAAGGAGCAUUUUGGGGAGAAUGGUGAGAAUGGCGAGAAUGAGCAUUAA
This is a messenger RNA of Penicillium egyptiacum, 576 nucleotides long. The record is from the annotation of a GenBank genome assembly. Lineage: Eukaryota; Fungi; Ascomycota; Eurotiomycetes; Eurotiales; Aspergillaceae.